AUGUCGGUUUCCAAACUAAACACCGAAGAUAGCCUUCCCUACUUCAUCCGAGACGGCGCAGCCCAAUACCUCGUGGGCCACAAUGUUCUCAAAACCCUAAAGUCAACCCUCGACAAAGAACAGAACACCAAAGACUACAAGAAACUCAAACACUUCCUCAAAACCCCUGGCCUCCCAAUACCUGUCUUGAGAGACACCCAUGGCCCCUUGAAUCUACCACCGCCCCCAGACAAGGUCGCCCAACCCAAGCAGCCGAUCGCGGACUUGCCAAACGGGACACUGUUCCAUGUUUGCAUCGUGGGUGCAGGGAUCACGGGCCUGUUUUUGGCUAUGUUGCUGGAUGAAAUGCAUCCGGUUAUCACCUAUGAUAUCUUCGAGUCGAGCCCCAGAGUAGGCGGAAGGGUUUAUACACAUUGGUUUCCAAGGGACUCGGUUUCCCCUUGGGUCUGGGGUGAGUAUUAUGAUGUUGGCGCUAUGCGGUUUCCGGACAUUCCUAUAAUGGAUCGGGUGUUCAAAUUAUUCAGACAACUCGAUGUAACCGAAGACAGCGAGCUUCUUAUUCCUUUUUAUCCCCAAGGCUUGAACUGUCCUCGGAGAUACAAUGGUAUCACUUACGUUCCUCGAGAAGGGGGACCUAGGGAUCCGUUCAAGUUCAGUGUCUCGAACAAUGGCCUGGUUCCAGACGCAACCGUAAACGAGGGACCAAAAGCCAUCCUCGACGACGCAUUUGGUUAUUACAAAGACAGGCUGAAACGGAACUUCGAAAAGGGUUUCCAGACACUCAUGAGAGUCGAUCAAUUCUCUACGAGAGAUUACAUCCGUCAGGUCAUCGGCACCGGUCAGUAUGAUCGAGCCUUUACCGAAAGCGUUCUCGAUGACCUAACUUUCAACUUCUCCGACGAACGUCCCACCAACUGGUACUGCAUCAAAGGUGGCACAUCCAUCAUAACCAACAAAAUGGCCGAUCGAAUCCACCACAAACCAGCCCUCAAUACCCAUGUCACCAGCAUUGAGUACGAUCCUCACUCAACGUCUAAGACCAUGAAGGUGAAAGCCCUGGUGAAUGGCACUCCGGAGACAAAAACAUACGACGCGGUCUUCGCCACCACAACUCUACCCUGUAUGCAGCGCAUGGAGCUUAGUCGCGCAGGACUCAGUCGAGCUCAGGUCGAUGCGAUCCGCUGUCUUAAAUAUGAAGCUUCCGUGAAGAUUGCUAUCGAGUUCGAAACUCCGUGGUGGAUCACUCUGUGCAAUGUCACCCGUGGCGGAUACGCAGCCACCGACCUUCCUCUUCGGACCUGCAUCUACCCGUCCUAUGUGACGGAGGACACAAAGCUUGCUACUCUGCUUUGCUCAUAUACGUGGAACAAAGACGCACAGCGUAUGGGAUCACUCAUGAACGAUCCCAACAAACUCAAAGAAGUGCUGGUGCAUGACCUAGCCUUGCUGCACUAUCAAUCAGCCAAUCUUUCCUAUGAGGACAUGAAGAGCGAGAUAAUGAGGCAGUUCAAAGCCAUCCAUGCAUAUGACUGGUCUCAGGACCCAAAUACUUCUGGAGCAUUUGCCAUGUUCGGGCCUGGCCAGUUCGCUAAUUAUUAUCCCGAGUUGGUCAAGCCGGCUGCGGACGGGAGACUGUUCUUGGCUGGCGAGGCAUGUAGUGCGCAUCAUGGAUGGAUUGCAGGAUCGUUGGAUAGCGCAUAUAUGGCUCUGAGUCAGUUUCUUCGAGCGGUGAAAUGGGAUCGGUGGGUGAAUACAGAGAAGUUGUUGCAGAGGCUAGAGGAUAAUUGGGGGGUGUUGCGAGAAAUCCAGCCGGAUGCGUUGGAGUGGCAGGCUAUUCUAGUGAAAGCGAAACGGGACAGAAUUGGAUGA
Messenger RNA from Aspergillus affinis, 1869 nucleotides. RefSeq names its product flavin monoamine oxidase family protein. The record is from RefSeq and is a predicted model, not a curated record. Gene Ontology annotation, molecular function: polyamine oxidase activity; L-amino-acid oxidase activity. Gene Ontology annotation, biological process: amino acid catabolic process. The coding region runs from base 1 to 1869 and encodes 622 amino acids. The transcript is spliced from 5 exons. NCBI's taxonomy places the organism in Eukaryota, Fungi, Ascomycota, Eurotiomycetes, Eurotiales, Aspergillaceae.